AAGCACGAUUGUGUAGGUGUAGUUAUUUACUAACUAGUGGCUGCAUUGAUUAGAUUGGAAACAAUAUGUCAUACAGAGAUCUCAGAAACUUUAGCGAGGCAAUGCGAGCGCUGGGCUUCCCCCGGCCGAUAUCACUGGAGAGCUUCAGGACUCCCAACUGGGAGCUGGUGGAGGAGUGUCUGCGGUGGCUGGCGGCGCGCGUGGAGCCCGACGCGGCGCUGGACGGUGGUCGAGACACCGUGGAGCAAAGGGUGGCUCUUGUCACACACGCAGCUGCCUUGUUUCACUCGCGAGCAAACUUGAAGUUAAACGGUAAGAAGAUUUACGGUGCAGACGGCUGGGCGGUCCGGGAGAUGCUGAAGGUGGCUGCACUGCUGCGGACCGCGCUGGAGUCACCGCCGCCAGAUGACACCCAAGUGGAUUCUAAUGUCUUGACCUAUGAUGUUAGCAACCAGUUAUCAGAAAUUAAACAAGCGCGUGCUUUGGCAACCGACAUCACAGCGAAGGGUGCUUUCCUGUACGAUCUACUUGCUAAGGAAGCAGAGAAUAAGGAACAACGUGAGCAAGCUCUUUCUCGCCCUCUGGACAUGGCAGCCAUGGAGUCGUGUCUCCGUCGCGCUUUAGAAACUGUCUCCGGUAAAGUAGCAAAUGGCCGAGAACAGAUCGACAACGUUGCAGCUAGCGAGUCUGCACUCGAUGCUAAGCUGGAGCGGAGAAGAGCUGAGCUGCAGAGAGCUGAGAAGAGGUUGCAUACGGUACAGAAGAUCAAACCAGCGUAUCAAGGUGAGCUGACGGCUUUGGAGACUGAAAUCGAGCAGCUGUGGGACCAGUACGUGCUGAGGUACCGCUGCGUCGAGGCUUUGAAGCAUCAGCUCAGUGUGCUGGAAAGCGCACAGGCCGAGGAGGCAGAAGAACAACAAGCUGCAAUACUGCAGCUCAUACAUAAAUACGAAGCGGAAGAUGUCCUGGGCAAACUUAGCGAUUCAGAAGACAUGGACUCCAGUGAUGAUGGUAAAGACUUGAGCGAGGUGAAGCAGCCUCGACCUGCCACUAGGCCCAAGACUCGGCUGAGGAUCAAGACAGCUGGUGGCGCAGCGGAGUCUCGCCGCGCGUUCGGUAACAUGGCGGCAGCGGCGAGAGAUUCUCUCGAUGAAAUCCGUGAUGAAGACGCUUCGCGUUCUGACUCGGACUUCUCCGACAGACAGUAUUAUGGGGGUGAUGUUGGGUCCCGCUGGAGUCGUUCACGGCCGCGGCCCGCUACCCGCACGCUGGGGGCAGCUGAUGAUGAUGACUAUGCUGAUCUUAUUAAUGGAGUUGGAGCCGGUGAUGCAGAAGACGGGGACUCGCUAGGUAGUUCCUCGGAGAGUGAACUCCGGCUGACGAGCGCGAGACCCAGUGCAGCACCAGGUCGAGCGUCUGUUCUCAGCGACAACGAGUUCUAGAAUGAACCGGGUUAUCCGCAAUAUACCAAGGGGAUACUGGUUGAGGUCUCGCGACCCCUUUACUCCGGCAUCAAUUCUGGGGCAUAACCCCCAGCCCCCCAUGCUUGAAAAAAACUGUAAAUAUCAAAUUAAAAAAUAGUAAAAUCGUAUAUAAUUUAAUGUUAGUAAUAAAUAGAAUAUAUAAUAAGAAGGGCGUUAAAAACAAGAAAAAACAAUGUAAUUGUCAAAAUUUUUUUCGGAAUCAAAAGUUGCAAUUUUUCCAUCUGUCAGAUUCUCUUCUAUGUCAGUUUUAAUUUGUAACUCUUCUUGAUUUUCCGUUUAAACUUGAACUUGAAUUGAAUUUCUAAAAUGUAAAUAUACAUUUAAAACUGUAGGGUUGGCUACACUGUCUGCAUCCCCAAGAGGGUACAGGUCGGGGCCUCAGGGCCCCUUUGGCCUGGAAUCGACUCCGGUAGCAACAAUCCCCGAGGGACUAGAUUUAAGACCUUUUAUAUGGGCAGGAAAUUUUCUAGAUGAUUUCUAGAAUGAUGUUAUCCAUCACUAAGUGUUGUUAGUUGAAAUUAAUAGACGGGUUUGCCAACCUAAUAUUUUUGUCUCAUUUGAACGAGCUCAAAAAUCUCUUACUUCGUUAUU
Messenger RNA from Achroia grisella, 2075 nucleotides. RefSeq names its product clusterin-associated protein 1 (gene Cluap1). Gene Ontology annotation, biological process: cilium assembly. The coding region runs from base 66 to 1442 and encodes 458 amino acids. The transcript is spliced from 9 exons. Lineage: Eukaryota; Metazoa; Arthropoda; Insecta; Lepidoptera; Pyralidae. The record is from RefSeq and is a predicted model, not a curated record. Gene Ontology annotation, cellular component: cilium; intraciliary transport particle B; centrosome.